Messenger RNA from Zymoseptoria tritici IPO323, 1137 nucleotides. RefSeq lists its product as uncharacterized. NCBI's taxonomy places the organism in Eukaryota, Fungi, Ascomycota, Dothideomycetes, Mycosphaerellales, Mycosphaerellaceae. The record is from RefSeq and is a predicted model, not a curated record. The transcript has 6 exons. Bases 1 to 1137 code for a protein of 378 amino acids.
AUGUUCUUUCCGUCGAGUUCACUCAAAUUUAGUCUCUUGCCGGUCGCAUUCAGCUUUGCCCUAGAUGUCCAGUGUCCUAACACCGACUCCUCCCCCGCCCAGCCCAAAAUCGCCUUCUUAGUCAAACACCGGCCUACUCAUGAUCCUCAUAAGGUUGUUCUCCUCCUCGAAGUCUUCCGACUCGGCUCUAAAGUCACAAUAUCCCUCUCAAUCCGCCUAACAUCGGCCACUCUCUUCCUCCAGUCCUCCUCUUUGUGUUCCUUCCUCCGCGUUCCGUCCAGCGAAUUCAUCGUCAACAUGGACAGUCCUUCGUCAAAGUCGGCAAGCCUCAUCGGUGGGGAGAUGUCAAAGGCCGGGUGGGACCGAUUGAGGGCGACAAGGGCGUGCUGGACCGCCGUCUGCCUCUUCUUCUCCACCGUCAUCUGCCUCUUCUUCUCCGCCGUCAUCUGCCUCUUCUUCUCCGCCGUCAUCUGCCUCUUCUUCUCCGCCGUCAUCUGCCUCUUCUCCUCCACCGUCAUCUGCCUCUUCUUCUCUGGCGCCGUCUGUCUCCCCUUCUUGAGCGAUGUUGGCCUCUCCUUCGCUGGCCUCCCCUUCGCUGGUGACCCGGCGACUGUUGUAUGCAAGACGGAGGUUGCUUUGAAUCGAGUCGGUCGGUCGGAUGAGGGUCGCCAUUGCAGGGAGGUGUUCGGUGAGGCGUACGGUGAUGUGAGCGAGACUGCCACCAAAACCUCGACUGAUCCGAUGGAAAUGACUGCUUUCACAUCCGUUUUGACCGCCGAUUACCAGCAGCACCUAAAGCGACUUCAAGGCAUUCGUGAACUUCUCACAGCAAAGAGAGGCCUCUCCGCCGCCGAACCCGGACGACGACUUGCUUCCGAGAAUCAAUCUGGAGACAAGACGGAGGAGGAAAGACACGAGGGCAAGUCUCUGGUGAAGGCCGAACGAGACGUGGCGCCUUUGAUACUACGGACGACUUCACUUUCAGCCGGAAACCGAAUCCCCAAACCACCGACUCAGGACGACUUCGCUUUCAGCCGGAAACCUGCUGCUGAUCAGGUUAGGAUCCUGGAUGGGAGGUGGAACAUUGUCAAGCCGAGCACUUUGGCGACGAUCUCAGAGGACGACGAUGACAAGUAG